Messenger RNA from Melanotaenia boesemani (Boeseman's rainbowfish), 4003 nucleotides. Its product is annotated as laminin subunit alpha-3-like. Gene Ontology annotation, biological process: cell adhesion. The record is from RefSeq and is a predicted model, not a curated record. Lineage: Eukaryota; Metazoa; Chordata; Actinopteri; Atheriniformes; Melanotaeniidae. The transcript is spliced from 28 exons. Bases 210 to 3797 code for a protein of 1195 amino acids.
UAAAGCAGCAAACCAAUAUGAAACCUGAAGAGCGGAACUUUGUCCUCUCUGAAAAUGACAAAGGCGAGAUGAUGGCGGAGGCUCAGCAAAUCAUGCAGGAAAUUAGAGACGGAGGCUGCAGAACUCAGAAGAACAAAGCUGACAACACGCAGGAAGGGACCCACAAAUAAACUUUACAGAUCGUUCUGAAUCAGACGACAGACUCACUGAUGGCUUCAGGCUCUUCUCUGAGAGAAGUAGCUGAGCUGCUGCUCUAUGCAGAUGAUGUAGUCAACAGGACAAAUGACCUUAACAAAGAAAGUUUGGCAGCUUUACAACAUCUGCAGCACAUUCUAGCUCAACUUGAGAGUGAACAAAGGAUGCUGCAUAACAACAUUGCUGACAUCUUCUCAGGACUUGAGGAAAUAAAAAAAGAAUCUGCAAAGUAUGCAGCUCAGAUGGAUGGUGCAAUGCUGGAAUUGUCUAAAAGGUUAAACAACAGCCUUCUGACCAUUGCAAAGGUAAAUACCGUAGGCAAGGCUGAGGAACACGUAGAGGAGCUCAGUACCAUGGCAUCAGUAUUACAAGAAGUGAUGUAUAAUGCCACCUACAAUACUGAGCAGCUCAGGAUUCAGGGUGUAGGAUGUUAUGAUAACAUCAUCAAAGCCCUUGAGACAGCAGAGUCAACAGCAAAUCAGUCUGGAGUGGCUGCUGAUCAGGCUUUAAAGGCCAUGGAGGGAGGUCUGGUCAUCAGCGCUGAGGAGAUGAAAGACAAUUCAACUGAUUUACACACAGAAGCCAACAACACUCAGAGCCACAUUACAACGCUUUCACGUACUGCAUACUCUCACAAAAACAGAGUGAAAAAGCUAAGUGAAAAAGGAAAAUCUUUGAUAGGGGGCAUCUUGACGGCUGAAGAUGACAUUAAACAGAUCAAAAGAGUGAAAAGCUUCAACAGAGCACUCCCUGUGUUGAAUAACAAGCUCGUACAAAUCAAGGCUCUCAGUGGGGGGACACCUACUUCUGCCAACAUAACGGAGAGCAUCAUAAGAAUAAAAGAUAUCAUAAACGAGGCAAGAAACUUUGUUAACAGGAUUUCUGCUGCCACCACUUUUAAUGGAAAGGGUCAUGUUGAGCUUCACCCUCCAAAAAAGCUGGAAGACAUAAAAGCGUUUACAGCUGUUGAUCUGUCUCUCAAUCACCAUCACUCCAAACUCCCCAAGAGUGACCAGAGACGAAAGAGACACCAGCACAGAUGUAGAGAGGACAACCUUUUUGUUUUCUAUCUGGGUAACAAGAACGCAUCAGGAGACUACAUUGGGAUGGCUAUCAGAAACACAGUGUUGAUUUGUGUCUGUAAGCUGGGGGGAAUCAUUCAUAAAGUGGAAACCAGUCAAAUAACAGUCACCAAUGUCAACUCCUCAAACUUUGACAGAGUUUUCUUCCGCAGAGUUUACCAAGAUGCUGAAGUUAACAUCACUCAAAACUAUACGUCACAGACAGCCAUCAGCCUCCCUCCAGUACGUAAUCUGCCAAACACAACGACUGGUGUCCUCAGCUUGAAUCCAGACAGUGUUGUCUUCUAUGUGGGAGGCUAUCCCGAGGACUUUAUACCCCCGGAAGAGUUACGUUACCACAAGUACAGAGGAGCAAUAAAAUUCUCUUAUAUCAACGACAGUCCUGUUUCCCUGUUCAACUACAAGCGUGCCGUCAACAUGGAUUUAAAGCAGCCUGCUGCUAAAAUUUCCCAGACGGAGGUGUCUGAUUAUUAUGAGGGAACAGGGUACCGCAUGGCAUUCAUAAAGCACCCAGAAAAGAAGACGAGACGACUGUUUAAAUUUCACACGAACAGCCCAGAGAUGAACGCCUUGUUAUUCUACAUCGAAAAUGAAGAAUCUUUCUUCUGUGUGUUUGUGGCGAGAGGCCUCCUGGUUCUCCGAGGACAACAAGCAGAUCGAGAAGUCAGAGUCCAGAGUCCAGACCGAGUGUCUCUCUCUGACAAACAGUUUGCAAUCAUCAUUGCGGACAGAUUUAUUGUGCACUAUGGGUCCAAGGAGAUCUCCACAGAUUACAUCAAGACAAGGUAUACCAGGUAUUACAUUGGAGGCCUGCCAGCACAGCUUAGACAGAGACACAACAUCACAGCUGCACCACUCAGAGGAUGCGUGGAUCAUCUGACAGCAGAUGCAGAGGUUGCUGAGUACAACAGGACACUUGGUGUUAGUGGCGGAUGUCCAGUGUCUGUACUGGGUGUUCAUGCAGCUACGUUGUUUUCACCACUGGCUAUUGAGUCCUUGUUUGUCUGGAACGAGCCACCCAUCAGAGUCUCUCUGAGCUUCAGGAGCAAAUACAGACAUGCUGUUCUUCUCGAGAGCAGCUCUCAGGACUUCCAGCUGUCCCUGGCAGAUGGCUUUCUAGUGUUCAAGAGUUAUAAUUGUACCCUGUGGUCAGAUAAAAGGUACAGCGAUGGAGUCUGGCAUUAUCUGUCUGUAGAGUGGAUGCCAACUGGGGUGGAGCUCAGCAUUGAUAAUGUUAAUGUGACUCUGGGGCAAUCAUCUCUUAUCAGUCAACAAGAAGGGAAAUUCCCAGUAUGCAUUGAAAACAUUUAUGCAAGGAGGCCUGACCAUGCGUUAACCCCUGCUGAUCUUAGCGUUUUAUCACUGACAGCAGACAUCUUCCCUGGUCAGUGCAGGCUUCAUCCCCCCUCACAUGGAGAAUCUGUGCCAAAGAAGCCUCAGAAACACAAACCUACAACAGCAGGUAGCCAGUGUAGACAACAGCAAACCCAGCAUGAAUACCAGCUCUCUGAAGCAAACAGCUGGCUCAGUUACACUUUGCCUCAACAGGACCUUGAUUACAGGCCUCACUUCUCUCUUCACUUCAUGACCAAGACAUCCAAAGGGCUGAUCCUCCAUGUGGCGGGAAGAGGAGUCAUUCCCUUACUGGCUCUGUACAUAGCUAACGGCAAGAUCAAGAUGUCACUCGGUCCCAACAGAACCAUUCAGCACAAACAGAAGAGCAAUGAUGGGAACUGGCACAAAGUUGAGCUCAGCAUUGAAAAAAGCACUUUUCACCUGCUGGUGGAUGAGAUCCGUGUGACUGAUGGUCGCUUACCCAAAGAUGAGGGAUCAUCUUUAGACUUUCAUAACCCCGUAUAUCUGGGAGGUGAUCCAGAAAGAAGUUACAGUAAAGAACACAACGUUCCCACAAAUAGUGUAAUCGGAUGUAUACGGGAUUUCAAAAUGUAUGACGUUGCUGUUAGUCAACCGAAUUCCAGACACAAAAUCUUACCCUGCUUCGAUGGACGCACAGAGAUAGGGACAUACUUCAGUGGUGGUCAUAUUGUGUUAGAUCAUUUCUUCACUGUUGGUUCUCGGUUUGAGUUGUCCUUUGAGCUCCGUCCUCAACACCUGCUGGGUCUCCUCUUCCAUUUACAAAGUGGCAAGACCAGCCUUAAUGUGUACUUAAUGGAAAACAAGGUGGGCGUCAAAAUGAAAGAUGGUGAUGGUGCUGUCAGUGUUUCAGUGAAGCCUCGCAAAAACCUGUGUGAUGGAAAAUUUCAUGUGGUUCAGGUGUCCAAACAGCAUGCUGUGAUCAAACUAGUGGUGGACCCCACAGAAGGCCCCUCUACAUCCAGCUCAACCUCAGCAGCAAGACUCUACAUCGGAGGGACAACAAAUCGACACAUAGCACCUGUGUCGUCACCAUUUAUAGGCUGCCUGCGAAAUGUGAGGUUUAACAGGAAGUCUGUUGGAUUUGAGAUGAAUUCCAGGGUGUUUGGCCCUGUUAGCGUCAACAAAUGCCCAGCCGAGUCAUGAUAAGUCACACACCAACUACUUGACAUCAACAGAGACAAACAAAGCUUAAACUGAAUAAAUUCAGGCUAAAAUUAUAUAUUUGAAUGAUGUUUUUUGUAUCCUCCUCAAAAUAAUCAAGCUUCCUGCAACUAGAUUUUGAGAUACAAAUCAUGCUUGUUAUUUAAUUUUAUAAAGUGAAUAAGAACUACUUGUUUGAGUAUUUGAAU